Gossypium arboreum is the source of this 687-nucleotide messenger RNA. RefSeq lists its product as uncharacterized. Lineage: Eukaryota; Viridiplantae; Streptophyta; Magnoliopsida; Malvales; Malvaceae. The transcript is spliced from 4 exons. Bases 1 to 687 code for a protein of 228 amino acids. The record is from RefSeq and is a predicted model, not a curated record.
AUGGAGCAUAGGAUUAAGAACUGCCCUAGAAUGUCAGUUCAGGUGCCAGGCGUGGGCCGAGGUGGUGUUCAUCCACCAAGGUGUGGUCAGCUGCCACCAAGGGGUCGAGGGCAAGCUAGGGGCGGUAACGACAAUGGACGUAUGGAUUGGCUUGUGAAAUACCGAGCCACUUUGGAUUGCGCUGCAAAGCGAAUGGUGUUAAGAACGAUGGAGGAUAAGGAAGUGGUGGUGAUUGGGGAACACCAGAAUUAUCUGACAAAUGUGAUUUCGGCAUUAAGGGCUGAGAAGUUGUUUGAAUGGACGGACAAGCAGCAAGAGAGUUUUGGAAAGCUUAAGAAGGUCUUAACUGAGGCCCCUGUGUUGAUUCAGCCAGAGCCUGGGAAGGAGUUUACGAUAAGGAGUAAGCAAUUAGUGGAUGAGACUUUGGGUGCUCGUUUUAGACAAGUAGAGAAUGGGACGACGUCAGACUUUGGGAUAAAUAGUGAAGGAGUGUUGUGUUUCCGUGGAAGAAUGUGUAUACCAAAGGACGAUGAUCUAAGGCAGUCUAUUUUACGUGGAGCACAUAGCAGUCUCAAUGCUAUGCAUCCUGGUGAAAACAAGAUGUAUCAGAAUUUAUAUGAGCUUUAUUGGUGGCCUGGACUUAAGCGCGAGGUUAUAGAGUUCGUACAUAAUUGCUUGGUUUGUUAA